Molecule: messenger RNA, 1365 nt
Organism: Miscanthus lutarioriparius
Lineage: Eukaryota; Viridiplantae; Streptophyta; Magnoliopsida; Poales; Poaceae
Source: the annotation of a GenBank genome assembly
AUGUCAUUCCGUAGCAUCGUGCGUGAUGUAAGGGAUGGUUUCGGGAGCUUGUCUAGGAGGGGAUUCGAGGUCAGGUUUCUGAGUCAUCGCAGAGGGAAAUCUCAUGGUGCUGUCCAUGAGCUGCAUGACCCAGUGCCUGUGGUACAGAGCAGCUGCUGGGCUAGCUUGCCUCCUGAAUUACUUCGAGAUGUGAUUGAGAGGUUGGAGACCAGUGAGGAUACAUGGCCUUCUAGGAAGCAUGUAGUUUCUUGUGCAGCUGUCUGCAGAACAUGGAGAGAGAUGUGUAGAGAGAUUGUCAAGAGCCCAGAGUUUUCUGGGAAAAUCACUUUUCCUGUUUCCCUGAAGCAGCCUGGGCCUCGAGAUGGAACUAUUCAGUGUUUCAUUAAGAGGGAUAAAUCUACCCAAAUCUACAAUCUGUACCUUAGCUUUAGCUCUGCUGUCCCUGCCGAAAAUGGAAAAUUCCUUCUAUCAGCCAAAAGGAACUGCCGUCCAACAUAUACAGAAUAUACAAUAUCAAUAAAUUCUGGUGAUAUAUCUAGGUCUGCCAGUAACAACACAUACAUUGGGAAAUUAAGGUCAAAUUUCCUUGGCACAAAAUUUGUAAUAUACGAUACUCAGCCACCAUACAAUGCAACUAGUCCUGCAGUGGCAGGGAAAACAAGCCAGAGAUUCUACUCCAAGCAGGGGUCGACCAAGGUUUCUUCCAGCCGGUACAGCAUAGCGCAAGUCUCAUAUGAACUGAAUGUCUUGGGAACUCGAGGCCCAAGGCAGAUGAACUGUGUAAUGCACUCCAUCCCAGCUUCAUGCCUUGAGGCUGGUGGCAGUGUCCCUUGCCAGCCAGAUAACAUCGGUGCCCGCACUGUCGGUGGAUCCUUCAGCAGCGUCUCCUUGUCAAAGCCAUCUACUAUGGACCACUCCAUGCAUUUCUUCAGUUCCCGGUUCUCCGACGCCGUAACAGGGGACGACAUUGUUAGCAGAGGCCAGGCAUUGAGUGACGCUGACGACGAAGAGUGCAGGGACACACCUUUGGUCCUCCGCAACAAGGCCCCGAGAUGGCACGAGCAGCUGCAGUGCUGGUGCCUCAACUUCCGGGGCCGGGUGACUGUCGCCUCGGUCAAGAACUUCCAACUAGUCGCCGCGACGACGCAGCCUGCUGCCGCCGGAGCCCCGACCCCGUCGCAGGCAGCCCCGCCACCGCCAGCUCCAGCUCCAGGUCCACCUCCGCCGGACCAGGAGAAGGUCUUACUGCAGUUCGGGAAGGUCGGCAAGGACAUCUUCACCAUGGACUACUGCUACCCGCUGUCCGCCUUCCAGGCCUUCGCCAUCUGCCUGAGCAGCUUCGACACCAAGCUGGCCUGCGAAUAA